GUCCAACAACCUUUUUGUUUUUUAUCCUAAUUCUUUAUGAAUCCAUAUACACAGACAUCGCCGCAACAACCGACAUCGUCUUCCUCAACACCACUUUCAUUCGUACGUUCACCUAAUACUCACCACGGUGACCCGCAGGAAACUUCCUCAGCCGCGCUACGCCGUACCAAAAAGAGUCGCGCUUGCGAUCUGUGUCGGCGGAAGAAAAUUAGAUGUGAUUAUGAUCAGAUGCUGCCUCAACGACCUUGUACGUCAUGUCACAGUUACGGCAAGUUUUGUACAUUUGACGAGGCGGCCAAAAAGCGCGGGCCUCCCAAAGGGUAUGUGGAAGGGUUAGAGUCGCGCCUACGUCGAAUGGAGAAACUGCUUGUCAAUAUUGCCAGUUCUGGCAAUUUUUCUUCCGAUGCGUUACGAGAUAUGCUUGGACAAGCGGAUGAUCACUCACACACUGCGUCCCCCUCGCCCUCUUUCGAAGACAGCGACCAUGAACCAUCCUCCACCCCUUCCGCCUCCGCCUCACCUCCUCCUCAGUCCCGCGUCACUCAGCGUAAACGAUCUAGAGCUUCUUCAACCUCUACAGAACCUUCAACGGAACGGAAGCCGGCUUCCGUAGAACAAAAUAGUCAUGGCCAUCCUCAGGAAGAAAGUGAUUACUCUUACAUGGGCAGCUCCUCGGGCGUGUAUAUGCUGAAUAAAAUGUUCCCUGACGACGAUCCUGACAAUAAAAAAUGCAAGCGAAAUCGACCUUUGCAAGGCAACGAAGACGAUAUCAUGAUUGCGCGAUUUGAUCACACCGGUGACUUUUGGCUCGGCACCAACAAAAAGGACAAGGCACCCUGGGAAUUACCGCAUCAAGAGGUGGUCGAUCGAUUGGUGGAAAUUUAUUUUACACAAGUGAAUGUGUUUCUACCGAUCAUUGAUGAAUCUUACUUUAUGGAUCAGUAUCGUCAUCAUUAUCAGACCCUGUCACAACCUCUUCUAUUCACUGUUUGCCGCGCCGCGAGUCGGUUGCUGAGCGACGACGAUCCCGUAGCGCAAAAACAUGGAGUACGCCACGAUGUCUUAUUUCGCAACUUGUCAGAUCAACUGCAAAACAAGUACGAACUCGAUUUCUUGAAACCGUCCCUGGACACCAUUCAAGUCUUGCUUCUAGGAGCCUCCUGUGCGAGAACCUGGGGCUCCGAAAGUCAAAAUUGGUUAGGCACCAGUAUCGCUGUAAAAAUGGCUCAGGAUUUAGGAUUGCAUCGAUCCAAUACACAACUGAAUAUGAGAAAUCAAGAAUCUGGCCGGCGAUUAUGGUGGUCGGCAUAUGUUAUUGACCGAUGGGUGUCUGCCGCUUUGGGAAGACCCUUGAUGAUUUCUGAUGCGGAUUGCGACGUGGAAUAUCCUGCGACGGGUGAGGAUCCGACGUUUAGCGUAUUCAUUCCCCUGGUAAAAUUAUCGGCCAUUCUUGGCGACGUGCUACGCAAACUGUAUUCGCCUCGAGCUCGUGCGAUGUACGAUAAACGAAUCAAACUUGAAGCUGUGGCCGAUUCCGUGGUGCAAAGGCUCAAAGACUGGAAAGCAUCGUUGCCCAGUCAUCUCGUAUUGACCGAGGACGAACUGCAUCGACUCCAAACCUCGGUCGUGUCUCCGUCAUUGCGGCAUAAAAUGAAUCACGGUGCGGGUCAACUGACGGUUGCGGGGAAUAUCGUUCAUUUAAUGUGCCAAUGUCCUUACGUGGCCAAAGCAGACAAGGAUUUGGCGGUAGAUCGCGUCCCCAUGGAAUGUAUCGGACUGCUGAAAUUGAAUGUCAGCAUUCUGGCUGCCAUGGAUGUAGAAUCUCUCUUCAGUUUCGGAUGGUCGCUUAGCAGCUAUUGUUUGCUGCAAACGCAAAUGAUGAUCCUGUGGAACCAUAAAAAUGUCGAACCCAAAGUGGGCGAGGAAGCACGACAACAAUCGCAAGAGCUCAAAACUGUUUUCACGCGACUGGAGAAAUAUAUACCAGACCGAUCCAUUGUUCCAUUUUUAGAAGGUUUAACAAAGUAUCUGAACGAUGAAGAUCUCAGCAAACCCACGGCAGACGAUGCAUCGUCUGUUCAGCCGACGGACGCGAACCAUUCACAAACGUUCUUCCAGUUGCCUGUGGAACAACAACGGUCCUUUUGGGGUGCGUUUACUGGUAUGGAUUGGCAAGAAAUGAACAUGAUAUUAGCUCAAGCUGGGUAUCAAUUUUAAGAAAGAAAGCGCAUCUCAUGGGCUUUCGGGAAAUAGACGACCCUGUUAAACCCCCCGGGAAUCACUUCCGUUGCAUAUCCUCAUUCAGCGGAUUCCCGGGGGAAUCAGGUUUAGGUUGUAUCGUUUUUCC
This is a messenger RNA of Radiomyces spectabilis, 2347 nucleotides long. Its product is annotated as fungal-specific transcription factor domain-containing protein. NCBI's taxonomy places the organism in Eukaryota, Fungi, Mucoromycota, Mucoromycetes, Mucorales, Radiomycetaceae. Gene Ontology annotation, molecular function: DNA-binding transcription factor activity, RNA polymerase II-specific; DNA binding; zinc ion binding. Gene Ontology annotation, biological process: DNA-templated transcription; regulation of DNA-templated transcription. The record is from RefSeq and is a predicted model, not a curated record. The coding region runs from base 37 to 2217 and encodes 726 amino acids. The transcript is spliced from 12 exons.